AUGUACCUUUUCUUCCCUUUCUCCGAUUGGUCUUGGUGGAACCGUUUCACCGAUUCCACUCUCUCUCAUAACCUAUUCUUCUACGCUCUAUGCGCUGCUUACUCUCUCAUCUCCUUCAUCGCUCUCAUUCAACUCAUUAGAAUUGAGCUUAGAGUACCGGAAUACGGUUGGACUACGCAGAAGAUUUUUCAUUUAUUCAACUUCAUUGUUAGCGGAGUACGUGCUCUAGUGUUUGGAUUUCACGCUCGGAUUUUUUUCUUGCAUCCGAAGGUCUUAACUUUGGUGCUGUUAGACCUGCCUGGGCUUGUGUUUUUCUCAACAUACACGCUUCUUGUCCUUUUCUGGGCUGAAAUUUAUCACCAGGCAAGGAGUUUACCAACUGAUAAGCUCAGGAUAGUUUACAUCUCUGUAAAUGGUUUCAUGUAUUUUAUCCAGGCUGGUAUUUGGAUUUACCUCUGGAUACAUUACAAUGAUGUCGUCGACUUCAUUGGGAAGAUAUUUAUUGGAGGUCUAUCAUUUGUGGCUGCAAUAGGCUUCCUAAUAUUUGGAGGAAGAUUAUUUUUCAUGCUGAAGCGUUUCCCAAUUGAAUCGAAGGGGAGAAGAAAGAAGCUUCAAGAGGUUGGAUUUGUCACGGCCAUAUGUUUCACCUGUUUUCUAAUAAGAUGUGUUAUGGUUUUUGUAUCUGCGUUUGAUUCGGAUGCAUCUCUUGAUGUUGUGGACCAUCCGAUUUUGGACUUCCUCUACUACAUGGUGGUUGAGAUCCUGCCUUCAGCUUUAGUCCUCUUCAUAUUGCGCAAAUUGCCACCAAAGAGAAUAUCCGCUCAAUAUCACCUUAUCAGUUAA
Molecule: messenger RNA, 843 nt
Organism: Vicia faba (fava bean)
Lineage: Eukaryota; Viridiplantae; Streptophyta; Magnoliopsida; Fabales; Fabaceae
Source: the annotation of a GenBank genome assembly